Messenger RNA from Lipotes vexillifer (Yangtze River dolphin), 1870 nucleotides. It is a transcript of the gene CBLN3, whose product is annotated as cerebellin 3 precursor. The record is from RefSeq and is a predicted model, not a curated record. Gene Ontology annotation, biological process: maintenance of synapse structure. The transcript is spliced from 3 exons. Gene Ontology annotation, molecular function: protein binding. Bases 115 to 732 code for a protein of 205 amino acids. Gene Ontology annotation, cellular component: synapse. NCBI's taxonomy places the organism in Eukaryota, Metazoa, Chordata, Mammalia, Artiodactyla, Lipotidae.
UGAGUCCCAGAGAGGGCUGAGAAGCAGCGUGAGGGGUGGUGAGAGUCUGGAGGAGAGGUGGACAAAACCAAGGAGCAGACAGAGAAGGCUUGUGGGUCACAGAGCCACUCAGCCAUGCUGGGAGCAAAGCGACACUGGCCACCAGGUCCCUCACUCAACCCCUGGCUGACCUUGGCCCUGACCCUUAUGGCCCUGAGGACAGGGUGGGCCCAGGAGGGGACAGAGCCAGUCCUCCUGGAAGGUGAGUGCCUGGUGGUCUGUGAGCCCAGCCGAGCUGCUGCAGGGGGGCCAGGGGGAGCAGCCCUGGGAGAGGCACCCCCUGGAAGAGUGGCAUUUGCUGCAGUCCGAAGCCACCACCACGAGCCAGCAGGGGAGAUCGGCAAUGGCACCAGUGGAGCCAUAUACUUCGACCAGGUCCUGGUGAACGAGGGCGGUGGCUUUGACCGGGCCUCAGGCUCCUUCGUGGCCCCUGUCCGGGGCGUCUACAGUUUCCGGUUCCAUGUGGUGAAGGUGUACAACCGCCAGACUGUCCAGGUAAGCCUGAUGCUGAACACAUGGCCUGUCAUCUCAGCCUUUGCCAACGACCCAGACGUGACCCGGGAGGCAGCCACCAGCUCUGUGCUACUGCCCCUGGACCCCGGGGACCGGGUAUCUCUGCGCCUGCGUCGAGGGAACCUGCUGGGUGGCUGGAAAUAUUCAAGCUUCUCUGGCUUCCUCAUUUUCCCACUCUGAGGACUCAAGCCUUUCAAGGAAGGAAAUCUAGCCCCUGACCCCUGCCCUCUGCCCUCUCCUGCCCCAGAAGUAGCAUCUGCAGGGCAGGAGAGAGCCUCCCUCUGGCUGCCUUUAUUCCACGUCCUUGCAUGGGACCCUGUGCCAAACAUCCAAGGUGAAGAGUAGAGCUCUGGUGUCUCAGGACCUGCCCCUCUUCACCUGCCCCUCACAGUUGCCUCUCACGGCAUCUCUUUCUGCCUGCAGCCCUAGGAUCAGGGCAGGGUUUGGCAGGUAGGGAGGCCUGUGCUACUUUGCAGACUCUGCUCCUCCUGUCCCCCCAACUCCAACCCAGCUUCCUGCUCAGUGCUAUUUGGGAACAGGUGGUACAGGUGAGCCUGACAGGCCCCUACAGGGGACCAGAUGGACCAGCCUCAGCAUACCCAGCAGGCUCCUUCCUGUGAGGAGUGCCAGCAUCACAGAUCUCGGCCAGCACAGUCAGAAGCUGAGCCAGCACUGUGUGGACUAGAGCAGGAGGGAGACUCAGCCAGUAGCAGAACUGUGGGGAGGGCCACAGGGCAGCCCAGAGCCUGUGGCUGGUGCGGCAGGAAGGGGGCAUGCACCCAGCCUGAACACAGUAUACAUUUUUCAUGUACAUUGGGGCAGCCAGCAGACGGUGAACCCGGCGCCUAUUUGUGGAAGAUCCCAGAUGGACUCUGGCCCUCAUCUCCCCACCCAAGACAUGGGUGUGUAUGUUUGCUUUGGCCGAUAGUGGGUAUACAAAUGUUCCUUUGGCAGCUGGAGGUGGAGGUAGGUCACAUGUGGGCAAUUGUAGAUCUCCAGGCAUGGAACACAUCAAGACCGUGGCCCCCUCCUAGAACUGCUCCACCUUUGUAGUCUCAAGUUCAAUCACUUCAUGCUCUGACCACCACCUCCUUCCUCCCAGCUCUCUCAGGGACCUUCACUGUACCUGUCCCACACUAUCCCACAACCUCUCUUCUUUCUCCUGAUUUGUGCUGUCUUAUCCUCCUCCUUAAAAUUCCUUGGAUUCCAUAAUUCAUCCUUUCAACCACUCUCCUGUCAGUAUUAUAAACUCUGUCUCACCUCUCUGUCCCAUUGGCCCAGCAUGGAUGAAUCUAUCAAUAAAGUAAUUAGAAAUGAU